AUGAAGGGCAUAUGGGGAGUUACUUUCGUUGCGAGCGCUUCGCUCGCUGGGGCGAUUUCAACUACAUCACUCGCAGCAGCAGCAACUACGGUUACAGCCACAGCUAAUUCGGCAGAUUCGUUGUUUCACAAUGAGAGGGUGCAGUUGACUGAGGGCGUGCUCUCGGAUGUAUCGGCGGCCUUGCAGAAUAGCACUGUCGCUAACAUGUUCGCCUUUGCGAGCAACCCCACGACACACAAGAGGAGUGUCCAUCAUAGCUGUAAAGUUAUGCCCGAGGAUUUCUGGUGGCCCGUCAAGCCGAUUUGGGACGUCUUCAAUAUCUUGCUCGGCGGCAGCCUGAUCAAGACGCUGCCCCUGGCAGCCUACUGCUAUCCGGACUGGCCGCAGUACGAUGCCACCAAGUGCGCAAGCAUCACAUCUGACUGGCUCAAGUCGGACCUGCACAUGGCUGACCCUGCGUCGAUAAUGCUGCCGCUGUACGAGGGCCGCUCUUGCCUACCAUCACCGUAUAAUUAUACUGCGAGUUGCACGCAGGGCGCCUAUCCGACGUAUGCAGUGAACGUAUCCACCGUGGCUCAAAUCCAGCUAGCGGUCAACUUUGCCCGUAACCUGAACUUGCGACUUGUGGUCAAGAAUACCGGACAUGAUUUCAAUGGUAAGGCCUCCGGCAAGGGUGCCCUCUCUAUUUGGACCCAUUACCUCAAGGACAAGGAGUAUUUCCCAAACUUCCAGGCUGCCAAUGGCUACAUCGGUCCCGCCAUUAAGUUCGGCUCGGGUAUUCAAGUAAAUGAGGCUUAUGAGUUUGCUCAGUUUCUCGGUCACUCGGUUGUUGGCGGAGAAGCCGUCACUGUCGGUUUGGGUGGAGGCUACACUGCUGGUGGUGGCCACUCCCCUCUUUCCAGUAUGUACGGUUUGGCGGCCGAUCAGGUUUUGGCCAUGCAAGUUGUUCUGGCUGAUGGUAGAUUCAUCACUGCUACCUCCACGGAGAACUCGGAGGUUUUCUGGAUGCUUCGCGGUGGCGGUGGCAGCACCAUUGGAGUCGUCACCUCUCUAACGGUCAAGGCCUUACCUCAGCUGGAGACGACUACUGUGACUUUCAAUUUCACGGUCAACGACACUCCUGGUCCCGACGCGUUCUGGGCUGCCGUUGGGUCCUACCUCGAUAAUUUCGAGACCUUUGUUGAUGCUGGCACCUACGGUUACUUCUACAUUGGUGCUUCCGAGGCCAUGAUUGGUACAGCAUAUGCCGGUAAUACUGACUAUUACUUCCGUAUGCAAUCCUUCGUCGCACCCAACAUGACUGUCGCCGAGACCGAGGCACUCUUAGCUCCAUGGUUUGAUUCUCUCAAAAGCCUAAAUGUCUCCUACGCUCCGUGGUACAACCACGCAGAUAACUUCCAUGAUCCCUGGGCUGUGUCCUUCCCUCAGGAAUUCGUUGGAACUGAUAGCGUCAAGACUGCAUCUCGCCUGCUUCCCCGUAAGGUCUUCCAGAGCGAUGAUCUCCGCAACCAAACCUGGGCCGCCUACCGGGACGCUGUCAGUCAGGGUCUUUUCAUUGCCGGCUUCCACAUGAGUGGCACCGGCAUCGCCGUCAAGCCCCCCCACAGACACUUCCGUCCUGCCCGCAUGGCGCGAUGCCCUGUCCCACGUUAUUGUCGGUUCCCAAUGGAACUCCACCUCCUCCUGGGAGGCUCCUACAUGAGUGAGGCUGAUCUCCUUGAGCCGAACCUCCAGGAUGCCUUUUACGGCAUUCACUACCCCCGUCUCUACGAGCUGAAGCAGAAGUAUGAUCCUACGGGCCUUUUCUUUGCUCUGACUGCCGUUGGUGCUGAGGAUUGGGAGGUUCAAACUGUUGACCCGCUGCCCUACUCGUGGAACAAUAAUGGGCGACUGUGCCCGAAGUCUUCCUAA
Messenger RNA from Penicillium verrucosum, 1911 nucleotides. RefSeq names its product FAD-binding oxidoreductase. The transcript is spliced from 5 exons. Gene Ontology annotation, molecular function: oxidoreductase activity; FAD binding. The record is from RefSeq and is a predicted model, not a curated record. The coding region runs from base 1 to 1911 and encodes 636 amino acids. Lineage: Eukaryota; Fungi; Ascomycota; Eurotiomycetes; Eurotiales; Aspergillaceae.